GGCUGACAAAGUCGAUACCAAGUUCGUCUGGGUUCCGAUUUCCGUCCCAAGUAGGACGGUUCAAGCGCAUCUACAGAAAAACGGUUUGUACUUUCAAAAGAACGCAACUUUUAUUUCGAAAGUUCGAUCCUUUGGGUCCAUAGUAUUGACGGGUGAGUAGAUUACAAUUCUGAUUGCUUUAGGGUUUUUGCCGAUUUGGGGAUGGUUGAUCUUUCAGUUGAAUCCUUAAUCUGAUUUGCUGACAUUAGAAGGUUCAUUCCAUGUUUUGUCUUAAUCCCCAUCUAGUUGCCGAAAGGGUUUAGAUUUUGGGGUCAUUGCUUGAAAUUUAUGCUUCAGAUGCGUUGAUCUUGUACCGUUUAGAACUCUGUGUUGUACUCGGAUUCAAAGUUGUUCCCUUUACAUGUCAUAUCUCUGUUUUGGUUAUUUUCAUGCCUCACCAUUGAAUUCUUCGUUUCAGGCCACUCAACCAACUACGAGUGCUAUCUUUCACCCCUGAGUUCACUGAAAGUGUUCCUGCUUGGUUUGCUGAUGAGCUAUUGCUUGUGGAGUUAGUUUAAAUAUCUGCAAAUGUCAAGUCUUCUUAAUGUACUGCCACAUAUCCUUUAUAUCACUAUUACCUAUGUAACUUCUAGGAUUAUUUCAAUGCAAAGAUGACCCCCCUGCUUUGGUUCUGCUUCAAAAUUUUGAUUUUUGAUUCUAAUUUGCAGAUAUCUCACUGUAGCUAUCAUGGAUACUCAGGACUCACUAGUAGGGGAGGCAUAAACACUGUUGAAAACCAUAGAUGGGUCUGGCACAACAACGGAGUCAGGUUGUCGUUUCCAAGAGCCGAGUCUUCUAUAAACAUCACUAUGGGUUGUACGCUUCAGCGUGGGAUAGCAAAAAGCUUAAGUCAGGAAAACCUAGUGGAGUUAUCUGAUGAAAAUGAUGAUCUAUGUCCUGUGGAGUGUGUCACUGAGUUCAAGACAGAUGAUGAAUUGCUUAGCGUUCUUGAAAAGUCGAAAGAAACUAAUUCUUUGGUUGUGGUUGAUUUUUAUCGCACUGCAUGUGGGAGUUGUAAAUACAUAGAGCAGGGCUUCUCAAAACUGUGCAAGCAAUCUGGUGACCAAGAAGCUCCUGUUAUCUUCCUUAAGCAUAAUGUGGUAGAUGAAUAUGAUGAACAAUCUGAAGUCGCAGAAAGGCUCCGUAUCAAGGCGGUUCCUCUCUUCCACUUCUACAAAAACGGAGUUCUCUUAGAAUCAUUUGCAACUAGAGACAAGGAGAGGAUCGACGCAGCUAUUCUCAAAUAUACAUCCUCGGAAUCUUGAAGAACAUUCGACAAAACCGCACUCUUUGGGUUACCUUUCCCAAAUCAUUGAAUAUGAUGUAACUUAUAUUGAACAACACAGCAUCAUCCUUCUUCUUGUAAGAUGUCAUACUGAAUAAGACAGAUGCAACAUUUUGAUCUCUUUCUUUUGUUUGUUUGCCUUUAUGUCUUCAUAACCCACAUACUUAUAGUAUAUAUGUGCAAAAUCUGCAGUGACAGCUUACUAGUUUUGGUUA
This is a messenger RNA of Arabidopsis thaliana (thale cress), 1539 nucleotides long. Its product is annotated as Thioredoxin superfamily protein. The record is from RefSeq and is marked reviewed. Bases 651 to 1304 code for a protein of 217 amino acids. Gene Ontology annotation, cellular component: chloroplast. NCBI's taxonomy places the organism in Eukaryota, Viridiplantae, Streptophyta, Magnoliopsida, Brassicales, Brassicaceae. The transcript has 3 exons.